GGAGGUGGCAGCGCUGGGGAGGGCGGGCCGGGGCGGGGCCACAGUCGGGCCCCGCGUCCCGCUCCCAUGGCCGCCCCCGGCUCUCCGCGCUGCCCCCUCUCCCCCGGGCCGCGCCCCGGGGCCCCGCACUGACGGCCCAUGGCGCCGCCCGCCGCCCGCCUCGCCCUGCUCUCCGCCGCCGCGCUCACGCUGGCGGCCCGGCCAGCGCCCAGCCCCGACCUCGGCCCCGGACCCGAGUGUUUUACAGCCAAUGGUGCGGAUUAUAGGGGAACACAGAACUGGACCUCACUGCAAGGCGGGAAGCCAUGUCUAUUCUGGAACGAGACUUUCCAGCAUCCAUACAACACUCUGAAAUACCCCAACGGGGAGGGGGGCCUGGGUGAGCAUAACUAUUGCAGAAACCCAGAUGGAGAUGUGAGCCCCUGGUGCUAUGUGGCAGAGCAUGAGGAUGGUGUCUACUGGAAGUACUGCGAGAUACCUGCUUGCCAGAUGCCUGGAAACCUUGGCUGCUACAAGGAUCAUGGAAACCCACCUCCUCUAACUGGCACCAGUAAAACGUCCAACAGACUUACCAUUCAAACCUGCAUCAGUUUUUGUCGGAGUCAGAGGUUCAAGUUUGCUGGGAUGGAAUCAGGCUAUGCUUGUUUCUGUGGAAACAAUCCUGAUUACUGGAAGUAUGGGGAGGCAGCCAGUACUGAGUGCAACAGCGUCUGCUUUGGGGAUCACACUCAGCCCUGUGGUGGCGAUGGCAGGAUCAUCCUCUUUGACACUCUCGUUGGCGCCUGCGGUGGGAAUUACUCAGCCAUGACUUCUGUGGUCUAUUCCCCUGAUUUUCCUGACACCUAUGCUACGGGGCGAGUCUGCUACUGGACCAUUCGGGUUCCAGGAGCCUCCCACAUCCACUUCAACUUCACCUUAUUUGACAUCAGGGAUUCCGCAGACAUGGUGGAGUUGCUGGACGGCUACACCCACCACGUCCUUGUCCGUUUUGAUGGAAGGAACCGCCCACCUUUGUCCUUUAAUGUCUCUCUGGAUUUUGUCAUUUUGUAUUUCUUCUCUGAUCGCAUCAAUCAGGCCCAGGGAUUUGCUGUCUUAUACCAAGCUGUCAAGGAAGAACCACCACAGGAAAGGCCUACCGUCAACCAGACGCUGGCCGAGGUGAUCACGGAGCAGGCCAACCUCAGCAUCAGCGCUGCCCGGUCCUCCAAAGUCCUCUACGUCAUCACCACCAGCCCCAGCCACCCACCUCAGACUGUCCCAGGUAGCAAUUCCUGGGCACCAUCAGUCAGGGCUGGAAGCAACAGAGUUGAAGGAUGGACAGUGUAUGGUCUGGCAACUCUCCUCAUCCUCACGGUCACAGCCAUCAUAGCAAAGAUACUUCUGCACGUCACAUUCAAAUCCCAUCGUGUUCCUGCUUCAGGGGACCUUAGGGAUUGUCGUCAACCAGGGACUUCGGGGGAAAUCUGGAGCAUUUUUUAUAAGCCUUCUACUUCAAUUUCCAUCUUUAAGAAGAAACUCAAGGGUCAGAGUCAACAAGAUGACCGUAAUCCUCUUGUGAGUGACUAGAAACCCCACUGUGCCUUGGACAUGAGGUCCCUCUUUGAGCUCAAGGCUGUGGGAGUCAACCUCUCCUGUGGUUCUCCUCUGACCAACUCUUCCCUGCCUCUCCUCUGCGCCAGCCUCUGCGGAGGCACGCUCCUACAGACUGGGAUGCGUGCCAUGCUGCAGGGGUGAGUGGAGCCUGGAUUCUUCUUGCUUCAUCAGCUGCACUUAGGAGAGAGACCCAGGGUCCCAGGGCCCUCCCAGCAUCUCUCUCUCUGAUCUAGCAAAGAGAGUGUCAGGACAGUGGGGCUGAGCUGAUAGAGAUGGUCACGGUUGGCACUGGGCUCAGGUGCAUUCUAGACAACUGUCGGGUGUUGAGUAGGUUUAGUGUACAUUGAUUCUUUCCUGCUUCUUUAUUUUGCCCACACACAGAUCACUUUCUCCUGGUCUUUACAGUUUGGAACAGGACCAGAUAGGGAGAAUUCUCAGGUUUUCUUGAGGGUUGGCCUGGUCCUAUACAAAUGCGGACUCUUGGGCAUUGUACCCCCAAAGUGUAAAGAGGGCUGAUGCUCCAUGCUGACCCUGGAGUUUUGCUCUCUGGGUGCUGGACUAGGAUGGGCCUCCUCCAACUGGGGAGGGCCUAAGAAUAGGGUCUAGUAAUCCCUACUUAUGUCAAACCUGACACCUUCCACACAUGAGCUUCUUUCUAGAUGCUUCUUUCCAUAGCUCAGUGACCUUCAGAGCAAGCUUGAGAAGUGAUCAUAUAAAACAUCCAUUCAUUUAUUCGUACAACAAACUCUACUGGAAGAUUUUAUAGGCACUCAGUAACUGCUUGUUGGAUUGGAUUUAUCUGGCCUUGCCCCCAGCAGUUCAUGGUCCUGUGGAACCUUAGCCAGGUCCUGGUCUCUCCAUGAUUCUCUCAGCUGACUCUCAGUUCAGAACAGGGAGUAUAAAUAUUGCGGUUUAGCCUUUAGGCAGCGUUAUGUGAGAUAACGGGCCCACGGUCCUCCCUUUUGUCUCCCAUUCUAAAAGAUGAAAAACAUCCCUAGGGCUGUACUCUCUGCAGCCCUUUCUGCCCAUUCUUAUGGGGACCAAUGGGGCUGAAAAUGGCUCAGAGGGGAAGGAGAAGCUCUCGUCCCUGGUCCCAUGCCACCCUGUCCCUCAGACAGGGAGGUGAACUGCAGAGGAGAAGGAAGGGCCUGGCAAAAGGAGAUCCUCUAAGGACAGGCCCUCAGAUUGAAAGCUCCAGCUGCAGUGGCUGCCGGUUGUGAGAGUAAGUGCCAUCUCUAAUGCAGAAGUACCCGCUAUCGAGAAAUGGGCUUUGUCAACAGCAGCUGAGAAGAGCGGCCUGUGCCUCUGAAGUCCAGGCCUGGCCUUUGUCAGACAGAGCGUGGCUCUCCCAAAGGCACUUGGGCCUUGGUGCUUACACCUCUGGCCUCCUAGGUUCCCUCCUUGGAGCACUUUGCCUACCUCCCCCAAUUCCGAUGCCACUUCCUGCUGUGGCCCUUGCUGGGGUUUUGGCAACCCAUCUGCACCUAGCCUCUCCUGGGAGGAAGCAGGGUUGUAUGAGGCCAGUUGGAAAGUGUCUACAGGGAGAGGUGACACUUGGCAACCUAGGUCCAGGAGGGAUACUUGGAGCUGGUAGACAGGGGGCAUUUGGAGGAGGGAGACAGGCAGUGUGUCCACAGCAGGUAGGGGAGCUGCCUCAGGUGCCAUAUGAGGCCCGCCAAGGGCACAGAGCUUCUCAGUUCUGUCUUCACGCUUUAAUAUGGAAUGGGUGAUUACCCUGGAGCAGCUGUCCGCAGGCCCCUGGGUCUGGAGACAGAGGCCUGCCACACAUGAGGACCACUGGGAAUAUGCCGACAUGUGCAGUCUCCCAGCUAUUCAUGGCGUUUGUGGAAUCUCUCAAACGCAAGUGUCAGGUGUGUGUAGUCACAAAGGGCCUGUACAUGAAUAGAUCCAUUCGCAGCACUAAGGGAAUGUGGGAUUUGUCCCCAGGCAGGGUUUGCCUGGUUGCCUAGGGCUAAUGCCCAUCACUGGCCUUUGGGGCAUCCCACAGGCCCAUGCACUCACCCUACCCUCCCAUCUCAGGUCACGGGAGGCCAAGCCCCAAGCUGUGUAUUGUCUGAGCCUGCAGCAGGAGCAACCCUUUUUUAGAGAUUCCAGAAAGUGCUGCUCUUCCUGCGUGGCCCUGACACAGCCCAGAGCCUCCAGGAUCAACUUACUCUCUGUGAGCUGCCCUGAGAAGUCCAAACCUGCCUCAGGACAGUGUUGGGGGAGGAAGGCUUUAAAUCAUUUCAACCCAGACCUCCAUAAACAUCAAGUGGGUUGCAGUCUGACCAUGGCCUCAGCUAGAACCUGUCAACAACACCCUACAGAGGGCCCCUACAGCCAAGCAAGCACCUGAGAAAUAAUCUACCCCAGAAGAGGUGAGGUGCUUCCCAGGGCACCGAAGGAGGAUGCGUGUAUCUUUUAAGAAACUCCUUUAGAAGAGAGAAAAUAGGGGUGGGAGGUGAUUGGAAAAGGGUGAUCUGGAGGAGAAUAAGUGACAGACACAUAUUAGAAGAGUAUGAAAGAGGCAGGGAGGGGCUUUGGGGACCACUGUGGAUGGCACUUGGAAAGCAUCCUGUCCAAAGCCUCUCCUGCAGUGACAACGUGGGAGGAGGCUGCAGGGGGUGCUCCAGGCCUGUGUGCCAUCCUCACCCCAUUCACUGCUGGCACAAAGGAGGGCCCUCACCAACUGAUCUUGUGACCUCCUAUGGUAGCUUCGCCUUGGCUGGCUGUGGACCAGCACCCUGGUCUCCAGUGGCAUUUCAGUGUCCUUGGCCCAUAUGAGAAGGCAGGCAGGAGGCACAUGGUGCCCUGCGUCCUUCCCCACUGUCCAGUUACUUGCAAAGCAGAGAAUGAGUGGGAAUGAACCCCAGUGCCUUCUCCCAACUGCCCCACAUCAGGACAGGGUUGAGGCUUCUCUGAGCAUGAGCAAGGUAACUGGACAGCUGUAACUUCCAAAGUGUGGGCUCUAGCUGAAGACUCUAUCAGCCAGAAGCCCAGAAAGAUCAAAGCACCAGCAAGUACAGCUGUCCUGGCCCUCAAGCCAAACCCAUGGGGCGUGCCUGGGCACGGUUUCACCUACACACCCAUUGUCAGCCCAGGCAGGAGUUUGCCUGACUGGGCUCAGGAUCCAGCCUGCAGUCCAGCUUGGCCAUCCCAACACCAGCAGGGCAUGCAGGCCAUCACCUAGCUCCCAUGUGUCCUGGGCACUACGCACUUAAUCUUCACGAGCACUUUUAAGUGGACAGCCUCCCCUGUUUGCUGAGGCCACCCCAGGUCUCCCACAGAGCCAGGCCAGCUCCCCUCUCCAUAGCCACAUCAACUGGCACGCUCUUGGGUUUUGAAUCUCCUGUCUGGUGUUUGAUGUCUGCUUUUAUUACUAUCUUGGGAAUUUUUAGCCUUUUGAUUGUUUCCUCUGGUGUCUUUGUUUACCUUCCUCACUGUUCUACCUCCUGGCCAGGUCUCUCAACUUAGCUGCCCUGGUGUGGGGUGUUUUUCAAACCUUCCAGCCACAGCUGCCUCCCCUCAGGUUGGAUGGCUCAGGGGUGACAGGACUUCACCCUCUGCCUGCAGACCCCUGGUGGGCCCAUCUCACAGGCUUCUGUCUCUCAACUCAGUAGAAGUGGGGUGCGGAGGAAAGUCAGAGGUAAAUCUCCUGCUUGAGCAAGGAAGUGUCUUUGGAAGCACAGAUGGGAAGUCCCUUUCUUGCCCACACAGGGAGCUGCCAUCCGUGGGGUUCAGGUGGCAUCAAGACCUUCCCACAUCCAAACUCACCUUCCAGCAGGGAUUUUAUCUUUGGAUGACAAGACUUUACUUGUAAAUAUGCUCCUAAUAUGCAACUUUGAGAAUAAAAUGGAAACACCAUGUAUUUUAAAAUAUAAGAUGAAGUGUGACACACUGUAUACAAUUUAAUAUAUAUUUUUAGGAUUUUGUUAUUUAAGAAAAUGGAAUGUAAUGGUACUUAACUUUUACAAAGGAGAGAAAAAUGUUAUUUUUACUGUCUGGAGAAAAUAAAUAUUCUCAUUGUUGUAGAAA
This is a messenger RNA of Cynocephalus volans (Philippine flying lemur), 5628 nucleotides long. RefSeq names its product kringle containing transmembrane protein 1 (gene KREMEN1). Gene Ontology annotation, cellular component: plasma membrane. Lineage: Eukaryota; Metazoa; Chordata; Mammalia; Dermoptera; Cynocephalidae. Gene Ontology annotation, biological process: multicellular organism development; Wnt signaling pathway. The transcript has 9 exons. Bases 139 to 1566 code for a protein of 475 amino acids. The record is from RefSeq and is a predicted model, not a curated record.